CUAAUAGGCUGCUUGCUCCUACAUGCAUGACCUAAGUAUUGCAUUCUUGCCGUCCAAUGUAUCACUAACUAGUCUCAUAUAAGCCAUCGUAUAGUUACAGUGGGAUUUAUCCAAUCAUGCGGGGAGCCACUACACCUUUUCGUAUUGACGGGAAUUUGGUACCGAAUGGUGUAUCAAGGCAACUGGUAGAGCCUCGUGUGAUUCAUUCUGGAGUGAAAUAGACGGGCAAAGUUGAAUCAUCCCAUAUGAGUACUUUCAGUCAUAGAUAAGGCUGGCGAUGUUUUGUCACGUUCGCGGUUAGGUCUUUACACCGCCGAACACUGGAGGAUGAUCUUGGAGGUAGGCUGGCAGGGUAGGAGAUCUGACUUACAGCCUGCAUGACAUCCUAUCAUCAGCGGGAUUUAUGGAUUUCCACACCGCUUUGACACCAAUUCAGCCGCAGCAGCUUGUCUUAUUCUAGAAGGUUGCUGCAGCAAUAAUACAACACUGCCACCACAAUUUCCGCUUCGGCAGAAGGUCCUGGCCAACUAUGUUUAACAAUUAUCUUUCGUGCAGUUGAACCCGGACUUCGCGAUGCUUGGUUGCGUGCUUAGCUCUCCGGUUUCCGCGAAUUAUCGGGAGUCCCUAUAUAAUCUAGAAGAGCAGCAGAACUUUUCAUUGCCUGAAUUAAGUCUAAUGAGAGCAUCGAGCCUGAUAAUUACGUCCGCUAGUGGCCAAUUCAGUACACAUGCACCCACUCUGACUUUCACGAUGUCGGCCCAAUUUGAAACUGCACCAACGAACCUUGAUCUGUCCGGACAAUACCCUAUUGCGCCCCGAUCUCAGCUAGCACCAAACCACCACCUCGCGGCCAUUCGCGGCAAUGCGCCACCGGAGAUAACCAUCACAUCUGUUGAGACGGUUGAAGCUACACGGAAAGAAAGAUACUCCGAACGAAGUAGUGUAGUCCAAGAUUUAGGAAGAGAACUGCGAUGGGAACACUCAACUUUGUCUCAACCGGAUACCUCCACUCAAGGUCAUGACUCCGACUCCGCAGAUCUCCUCUUAGGCAUUUCCGGUGGGAGUAAUAAUAACCCUGUAGAAGUACACGGCGAAAUCCGAACGCUUCUAGAUUCUCAUUCUAGAAUAGCACCUAAAGGAAACGGUGAAGAUAAUGAGGUUUUCAUCCCACUAGAUGCCCAGGAGGAAAUAAUAAGCCAUGCGAAGGUUAAAAGAGAACUGAGAAAUUUUUAUUCUGGGCAGGAACUUGACUGUUUAGUGGAAUACAUCUGUGGGAACAAAAGGAGCGAUGCGACUAAGAUAGGAAGACAGAUAUUCGCAAUUCUCGUGUUGAUGGGGAAACAAAAUUUGAUCAAGAACUUCCAUGCAGCACAUAUCUACGAUGCUAAUUUGCCGUUUCGAAGCUGCGGAAUAGGAAACAACCUGAAGUUGAUUCCUAAGGGACUUGGAAAUGACCAAGAUAUAGGGUCGUUGCGUUGCUUCGAAAGCUGGACGAGUGACGACAAAGUUCUGUUUUCUACUUACCAAUGGCGCAUGCUAUCCCCAUUUUUCGAUAGGAGACCUGAUAGGCCGCCCUUUUACUACCCCUUGGAAAAUAAAAUAGUACUACCCUGGACAGAGUGCAGGCAAAUGGAUGAUACAGGCGGACACUCACACGUAUGGAGAGUUAAAAUACACGACGCCCAUCACGGAUUCGGAGGAGGCAAGGGCAAAGGUUUCGCUCUAAAGGUACUUCAUUCGCCUAGUAGGGAUGACUUUGAUGCGGAAUUUGGGGCUCUAGAAAAGCUCAAUCCACAUGAUCACCUUGUACCUGUCCUGGCAGCUUUUAACCAUCACGGAAAAUAUUAUUUGAUAUUUCCUUGGGCUGAAGGAAGCAACCUUUCCAAGUUCUGGGAAGCUCAUCCAAAACCUAUCCUCCCGGAAACAGCCUUGUGGUUCGCCAAACAGUGUUACGGAUUGGCUACAGCGCUUCAUCAUAUCCACGACAUUUCCACCACCGUCCCUAAAAGAGAUCGGCUACGCGGCGAUGGAAUGGGCCCAAGGGAUAGGGAUAGAAUGAAGACAUUUGGAAGACACGGCGACAUUAAGCCCGAGAACGUACUGCAGUUUGAGGAAGGAGACUCGGAGCUAGGUGUGCUGAAGAUAUCCGACUUUGGGUUAACAAUAUUUCAUAGUGCGAGGUCUAGGUCGAAUGAUCGUUUACGACCCGGCCAAAUUCCCUUAACAUACAACGCACCCGAAGGAAAUGGGAACGCCAAUAUUACUCGGAGAUACGAUAUCUGGGGUUUAGGUUGCGUGUACCUUGACUUCGUUACCUGGCUAUUUUUGGGAUAUCAGGGUGUCGAUAAUUUCAAUCAGGCUCGCUGCGACGAAAGAUCGAUCGAGAAUUUUUACACGGAUCAAUUCUUUAAAAGCCGAAAAUGGCUUUGGGAUGUACAACAUGUUGUCAAACAAUCAGUCACAUCUCACAUUUCUCAAUUACAAUCUCGCCACGACUGCAGCACGUUUCUCUGUGAAUUCCUCGACAUCAUAAAAAACGAUAUGUUAGUUGUUAACGAGAAAAGCCGCAUUGAAUGUGGAGAGUUGGAGAUAAAACUUCGAAACAUGUUUGAAAAAUGCCGACGAGACAGGACAUAUUUGCUUCAACCACGCCCAAAAUCAACACGCCCGUUCAAGAUUUAUGACUUAUUAACGAGAAAUGAGACCCCGUGACUAAUAGCACGUAUUAAGCGACCUUCAUCUCGAAUAUCGGUGUUUAUACAGAGAGUGUACGCCUUGCGUAGCGCAGAUCGUCCGAUACGUCCUCCAUUACCGUUCUUCCCCGCCAUGUAUUCGAGUACCAUGUAUCAGAAUACCUAGGUAAUCGGCAGAUACGGUAUCCAUACUUCUGAGUGAGGAAUCACUUUUGGGUAUAAUGGACACGUAUAUUCUCUCGGAUGGUGGUCAACUCGGUCUGGGAGUUUGAAUCAGUCGGUUAAUCAAUAGCAUUAUUAUAACCUUCUACUGCCUAAUAGGGGGUG
This is a messenger RNA of Hypoxylon trugodes, 3020 nucleotides long. RefSeq names its product kinase-like protein. Gene Ontology annotation, biological process: peptidyl-threonine phosphorylation; peptidyl-serine phosphorylation. Bases 574 to 2712 code for a protein of 712 amino acids. The transcript is spliced from 5 exons. NCBI's taxonomy places the organism in Eukaryota, Fungi, Ascomycota, Sordariomycetes, Xylariales, Hypoxylaceae. Gene Ontology annotation, molecular function: protein serine/threonine kinase activity; ATP binding. The record is from RefSeq and is a predicted model, not a curated record.